Molecule: messenger RNA, 969 nt
Organism: [Torrubiella] hemipterigena
Lineage: Eukaryota; Fungi; Ascomycota; Sordariomycetes; Hypocreales; Clavicipitaceae
Source: the annotation of a GenBank genome assembly
AUGUUGGCAAGAACCGGUCUGCGCUCGACACGCGCCCUCAAUGGGCUGCGAAAUGGCGCUGUCAAUGUCUCCAAGCGUGCCGCAUCUACGAGCUCUGGUGUUGCUGCCGAAGCAUCUCCCCUUCGCCUCAACAUUGCGGCUGCCGCCUCAACCACCCUCGCUGUUGGCUCCAUUGCCUGGUACUACCACCUUUACGGCUCUGUAGCUCACGCUUCUGCCCCUGCCGAUGAAGGUCUUCACUCCACUAAGUACCCCUGGGUUCACCAGCAGUGGCUUAAGACCUAUGAUCACCAGGCUCUCCGCCGUGGUUUCCAGGUCUACCGUGAAGUCUGCGCUUCUUGCCACUCUCUCUCCCGUGUCCCUUACCGCACCUUUGUCGGCUCUAUCUUAACUGUCGACGAAGCCAAGGCCCUUGCUGAGGAGAACGAGUACCCUGGCGAGCCUGAUGAGCAGGGCGAGAUCGCCAUGCGCCCCGGAAAGCUUGCCGACUACAUCCCCGAUCCUUACAAGAACGAGGAGGCUGCCCGUUUCGCCAACAACGGAGCUCUCCCCCCUGAUUUGUCCUUGAUUGUCAAGGCCCGCCACGGUGGCUGCGACUAUAUCUUCAGCUUGCUGACUGGUUACCCCGAUGAGCCUCCUGCCGGCGCCCAGGUUGCCCCUGGCAUGAACUUCAACCCUUACUUCCCCGGUACCGGUAUUGCUAUGGCUCGUGUUCUGUACGACGGUAUUGUUGAGUACGAGGAUGGCACUCCCGCCUCUACUUCGCAGAUGGCCAAGGACGUCGUCGAGUUCCUCAACUGGGCUGCCGAGCCUGAGAUGGACGACCGUAAGAAGAUGGGUAUGAAGGUUCUUGCUGUUACCGCCACCCUCUGGGCUCUCAGCGUCUACGUUAAGCGUUACAAGUGGGCUUGGCUCAAGUCGAGAAAGCUUGCCUACGACCCUCCUGCCGAGACCAAGGUCCGCCGAUAA